UGCUGCUGAGUUUUCUCGGGCAGCGGUCGCAGGCGACUGGAGAAGUUGUGCUGAAAUUGCAAACACUUUUUCUCUGGCACUUAGCAGCGAAACUCGGUGAAGAGAGGAGGCAGCAGGUGGAAUUAAUAAAAACCCAAACCGCCGCUUGAUCAUGGGAAAAUCAGCUUCCAAACAAUUUGCUGAAGAAGUCUUGAAAGCACACAAUGACUACAGGAAGAAACACGGAGUCCCCCCAUUAAAACUCUGCAAGAAGUUAAACAGAGGAGCCCAACAGUACGCAGAAGAACUGGCCACCACAAGGGUCCUCAAACACAGCUCUGAGUCCGCUAAUGGAAAAUGUGGAGAAAACCUAGCAUGGGCAUCCUAUGACCAACCAGGAAAGGAUGUGGCUGACAGAUGGUACAGUGAAAUAAAAAACUACAGCUUUCAAAACCCAGGGUUUUCUUCUGGGACAGGUCACUUCACAGCAAUGGUUUGGAAGAACACAAAAAAGAUGGGAGUCGGAAAAGCAUCUGCUAGUGAUGGCUCAACGUUUGUGGUGGCUAGAUAUGAUCCAGCUGGAAAUGUAGUAAAUCCCGGCUAUUAUGAAGAAAAUGUCCUUCCUCCAAGAAAAUAACUUUUUUUUUUUAAAGGUAGUUUAUUGCUUAAUGACAAGUGAACCUGGAUUUGGACUUAACAGUGUUCGAAAUUAAGUAUGAUGCAAUGAAAUUUCCUGUUUGAUACUGCUGUUCACUUCUCAUUACAGAGGAAGCAAUUACUGUUGCUUGAGUCGAUCGCAUGUUAGGUCCCUGUUGUUUCUGAGGGGGCUUCACUUUAUUUGAGGAUGAAGUAUAUGCAGUAUUUCUGAAGGGUAAAAUUUAUAAGGUUUUUUUUUUAAUAGUUUGCAUGAACUCUGUGUCAGCAUGUGAGUAAGCACAUGUUGGAUGUCUCUUUUUAAACAAGCAAAUUUAUAGCUUUCUGUAAACUGAAGAUACCAGCUUGUAAUUACAUCAUGUACUCCCAGUUUUCCAGUAUUUUUUAAUAACUGUAACGUCUUUGCUCUAUCUAUACCUCCUGCUGCUGUGGGGCCUGCUCUCUGCAGAUGAAACAUAUGCAAAACUUCCCGUAUGAAAGGUACAUGUGUAAAAUGUAGUGGCAUUCAGACCUAUAUGUUUUUAUUAAGAGGAUCUCAGAGAACACUAAAAUGUUGCUGGCAAAAUUGUAUCCGUCAAGCAAGCUAUAACUAACGCAUGACCUGAAAGCUACUAAAAAAUUUUAAAUCCUAGCGUUACAUUUUAGGUGCUAAUAUUUAAAAUCUAUCUGAGAUGAGUGUAUUUCAAGUUGAACCCCCAUUUUACAGUUUACAGUAUGUACAUUGUCUUAUAAUCAAAUCGUUUACUGCUGUUACAGGAAAGCAAGAUACUGCCUUUUCUCUUAGAUACUUAUGCACAAAGAAAGUUUCUUUGAUGGAGCACGUUGGAUUUUAUUUCUCAAUAACUUAUUUUUAUUUCCUAGGGAAUAUCUUCUGCAGGUGUCAUGCUAUACAGACAAUAACAUUCCCAAAUCAUCUCGUCUCCUUUAAUAAUGUCACAGUAGGAGGUAUUCACAUGGUCAUAAUUAAGAGAUGUUUACUCUUUGUUCAUAUCAUUCAAUAAUAGUAAAAAUAUUUCGUGUACUGAUUGAUGCCUUGAAAAAAUUCAGAUUAAGUUUCCUUAACAGCAAGCAAGCAAAAAUUCUGAGGAUAGUUUUUUCUCUUACGAAAUGUGGAUUGGUCCAUUUUGGCCAGGUCCACAUAGUGUACUUCAAUUUGGGGUUUUCUUUUCUUUGUAAAUGUUUCUUUUGACUUCUGCUGAGAUUCCGUAUGCCAGAAUUUGGUUCAUGAAGAAUGCCAUUACAGAAAUACUUAUUUUUGUUUACACAGUUGUAAUAAACUGCACUGUUACAGCUUGAUUAUAUGUCACUGUGAUGCUGUAUGUUACGAUCCUUUUGGUGUAACCAAGAAUUUAACACAUAUAACGAACAUCUGAAAAUUAAAUAUUUUU
Molecule: messenger RNA, 2021 nt
Organism: Pygoscelis adeliae (Adelie penguin)
Lineage: Eukaryota; Metazoa; Chordata; Aves; Sphenisciformes; Spheniscidae
Gene: GLIPR2
Product: GLI pathogenesis-related 2
Exons: 5
Coding region: 152-616 (154 amino acids)
Cellular component (GO): extracellular region
Source: RefSeq, a predicted model, not a curated record